GGCUCUGGGCGCCGGAAUCGGACUAGUGGCACCAUGGGCCAAUGUGCUGGAAGCGCUUGCGAUGAAACCGUUGAGUUGGAAUGCUACAACUGUGUGCAUUCAAUGUAUUUCCCCAUGUACGUGGUGAAGGUUUCCGAUUUCUUGGAGAUGUCUGGAAUACCGGAUGCUCAUGGUGCCUUGCUAUCUCAGGGGCUGCUCCAUGCAUGGAAGCCAGGUAUGUUCGUGGCAUUUGUAUCUCAUCAAUGGCUUGGCAAUACGCAUCCAGACCCCACAGGCAAACACUGCUGCUUCCUUCGUGAAACCUUGAAAGAAGUGCUGUCAGGUUCACUGGCCAUCGAGUCGGAUAUCGUGAGUCAAAAUCGUGGUGCAGAUCUCAUCACUUUGACCCCACGGAUGCGAAGGCAGCUGGCAGAUGGCUAUCUGUUUUUGGAUUGGUUUGCCAUCCCACAGAUCACUGCAAGACUUCCAGGCGUCAAUGAAGAGACCUGCAGAACUGAAGCAGCUCAGGCUGUUCAGAGUAUUCCGGCCUAUGUGGAGGCAUCAGACCUUUUCAUUGCAUUGGUGCCCGAAGUGAAGCAUCAGGACCGAGGCUGUUUCUGCAACUAUACGAGCUGGCUUCAGAGAGGGUGGUGCAGGGCCGAACUUUGGUGCCGACUUCUAUCGAACAGGCCAGACACACAUGUGAUUCUCCUUCACAGCACCAGGGAUGUGAGGUACAUGUUCCCCUUAGAUUGGCAGCUGAACACCAUCGUCGAUGGUCAGUUUACUGUGGAAGAAGACAGGCUCGUAGUAGCCAAGUUGGGGGAAGCUGCUGUGGAUGCCAAGAUCCAAAGCCUCAAGGAGCAACGGGCCAUGUGCAUCUUUCGCUGGUUUGUGGCCAACCGAGCUAGACUGCUGGGCCAUGACCGGUGGAAUGCAACCGUGCAGGGAUUCUUGAGGAAAUUUGACUUCGCCAAUUGGGAUGCAGCUGUGUUUGGUGAUCACAGCCGGUUGACCGGUUUGCUCUGUGCCAUGUUCUCUGGGGACACUGAAAUGAUGCGAACGCUUGCGAGUUGUCGAGCAGAUAUCAACAAACCAAUUUCUGGUUUGUCCGAACUGGGCUACUACGAAAGCCAAACCCUCUUGAUGGCAGCUGCAAAAUCGAAACAAACUGGUGAUGUCUUGGAGACCAUCAUCGAACUCCGUGCAGAUAUUUCUGUCCGAUCUUCCAACGGGUCCAACGUGAUGUUUUUGGCCAGAACUCCUGAGCAGGUGAGUGUCCUUUUUGCUGCCAGAGCAGACUUGCAUUCUCGUCGUGGAGACAUGAUGUUGACGCCCCUGACUGGUUGUGCCACUAUGGCAUGCACCAACACAGUUCGAGCGCUCCUGGAGGUGAGAUGCGACCCAAAGUGUGACAUCCAGAUCCCCAUCAUGUUUUCUCGUGGAAAUCCUUAUUCAUUGGAAAACCUGCGCUUGCUUCUGGCGCAGCGAGCAGAUCCCAAUUCGCGAGCAACGCUUGGAGGACCUUCAUAUACCAUCAGUUACAACAAUUCUGUGAAGAUGAGCAUCAUUGGCUGGGAAAGAAGUUCUGUGUGGACGCAGUACCAGGCGUUGUUGAUUGAUUGUACUCCGCUUCAUGCUGCAGCCUACGUUGGAGAUCAGGCCAUCACACGACUCUUGUGGGAGCAUGGAGCCGAGCAGAAGACCAACUUCAUGGAGAUGUUACCGGAAGAGAUUGCGGAGAAGAAAGGAUAUUGUCAUCUAUUGCCAAUUUUGUCCUCGUUCUUUGUGUGAAAGGUUGUCUUUGUUGGCCACACAGGCGAAGGCUGAUCCAGCUCUGUUUGAGACAUAGCUGGCUCUAUUGACUGGUUUCCCCGGCCUCAAAGGGACUGUGGGACCUGCAGUGACCUGCAAUGCAGUUCAAAGUGCAGAUCUUGGAACUAUUUGUUUCAGUGCAUGAUUGGGGGGCUUUCCACCUUCGAAUCAUUUGUCCGAUUUUAAAA
Molecule: messenger RNA, 1982 nt
Organism: Cladocopium goreaui
Lineage: Eukaryota; Dinophyceae; Suessiales; Symbiodiniaceae
Source: the annotation of a GenBank genome assembly